GGCAGUAGAAGCCAAAAGUGAACAGGAGAAGGAAACUUUAAGGAACAGUCAAGAUGGGCAUGAGGAUCAAGCUGCAUAGUACUGACCAUCCGAAUAACUUGUUGAAGGAACUUAACAAAUCUCGAUUGACAGAGUCUAUGUGUGAUGUCACCAUUGUUGUGGGUAGCCGUUCCUUCCCUGCACACAAAGCAGUGCUGGCAUGUGCAGCAGGCUAUUUCCAGAAUCUUUUCCUGAAUACAGGAUUGGAUGCUGCCCGCACUUAUGUAGUGGAUUUCAUUACUCCAGCCAACUUUGAAAAGAUUCUGAAUUUUGUUUAUACAUCAGAGCUCUUCACAGAUCUUAUAAAUGUGGGUGUCAUUUAUGAGGUUGCUGAAAAAUUGGGCAUGGAUGAUUUGCUGAAGGCUUGCCAUUCUACCUUCCCAGACUUGGAAAAUUCAGCUGUCACUAAACAGCCUUCUGCCUCAAAUGAAAGCCGGGGUAGUGGUGCUUUAGCUGAACCAAAUCAUUCUCUAGGUGAAAGUCGAAAUAGCGGGGAACAACUGGGAUCAGAGCGAAAUUGCAAUAUGCAUGGUGAAGCAGCCACUGGCUACAAAGAAGAUCCUACCAAUGAAGUUAGUCACAAUUUAAUACACCCACAGACUCCCAAAGCUGAAGAUCAAGAAGCAACAGGACCAUUUACUGGUGCCAUGAGUAUAAUGACCCAGGCUGGCCUCGGUAAUAUUAGCAUGGCUGUUCAAACCACUGUGAACUCUUGUCCGCAGUAUAAAGUCCAGAGCAACGGGGAUUAUAACAAAGGUAAUCUUUUUGCCUCCGAUGUCUCCUUAGAUAUAUCAACAAGUAGCAAUUCCUGCCCCAGCAAUAGUGACCAUUCCAAAGAUCAUGUUUUUGGGCCAAUGGAUGAACUGCAGCUGGAAGAUUUGGGGGAAGAAGAUCUGCAUUUUGAAGAUCCCAGUGAAGAGCUCGGUGCGGCAGAGGAAGUGAUAGAGCUGAGCGAUGAUAGCGAGGAGGAUAUAUCCUUUGAGAACGACAGCCGGGAAAACAAGGCCAUGCCCUGUCAAGUGUGCAAAAAGGUUUUGGAACCCAACAUUCAGUUGAUCCGUCAGCAUGCCAGGGAUCAUGUAGACCUUCUGACUGGCAACUGCAAGGUUUGUGAGACCCAUUUCCAAGACAGGAACUCUAGAGUCACUCAUGUCCUGUCACACAUUGGGAUAUUCCUCUUUUCCUGUGAUAUGUGUGAGACUAAGUUUUUCACUCAGUGGCAGCUGAACCUUCAUCGCCGAGAAGGGGUGUUUGACAACAAUAUUAUUGUCCAUCCCAGUGACCCUCUGAUAGGGAAGGUCAAUUUGUUCAGUGGGGAUUUGGCAUGUGCUGCCUGUAGGAAACCUUUGGCCAAAGAUUUUCAUGUGGUUCGUGGCCACAUCUUGGACCAUGUGAAUUUGAAAGGCCAAAUAUGUGGCAUAUGUGACCAGCAACAUCUCAAUCUCUGCAGCUUGAUGUGGCACACACUUUCCCACUUGGGAAUUUCUGUCUUCUCUUGCUCUAUCUGUGCCAGUAGUUUUGUGGAUAGACAUCUUUUGGAGAAACAUGUGGCUGUCCACCAAAGUAUGGAAGAAGCUCUCUUCCGGUGUCAUUACUGUGGUCAGGCUUUCAAACUUGAAGCUGCAUAUCGCUACCAUGUUAGUCAGCACAAGUGUAACUCUACCUUGGACCUUGUCCGGCCGAACUUUGGUGAUCGUCUUCAUCAGCAAGCAUUGCAAAAGCGGAAGCUGACGGAGAAAUUCCUAAAUGAGGAUGUGGCUCUCCAGAACCAACCUGGAAAUAGUAAAUAUAGCUGUAAGGUUUGUGGGAAAAGAUUUGCUCAUACGAGUGAAUUCAACUACCAUCGGCGGAUCCACACCGGGGAGAAGCCCUAUCAGUGCAAAGUGUGUCACAAGUUCUUCCGUGGACGUUCUACCAUAAAGUGUCAUUUGAAGACACAUUCUGGGGCCCUCAUGUACCGGUGCACAGUUUGUGGCCACUACAGUUCCACCCUUAACCUUAUGAGCAAGCAUAUAGGUGUGCACAAAGGGAGCCUCCCACCAGACUUCACCAUUGAGCAAACUUUCAUGUACAUCAUCCAUUCCAAAGAUGCAGAAAAAAACACAGAGAGCUGAUGCAGCUAUACUGGGGAAGUAAACACUACCUUGAAGCAGCAGUG
Molecule: messenger RNA, 2197 nt
Organism: Protobothrops mucrosquamatus (brown spotted pit viper)
Lineage: Eukaryota; Metazoa; Chordata; Lepidosauria; Squamata; Viperidae
Gene: ZBTB39
Product: zinc finger and BTB domain containing 39
Exons: 1
Coding region: 54-2153 (699 amino acids)
Biological process (GO): negative regulation of transcription by RNA polymerase II; regulation of cytokine production; regulation of immune system process
Molecular function (GO): protein binding
Source: RefSeq, a predicted model, not a curated record